AAGGUUCCUCCCUCAAAUACCAGCCUGUUGUUCUGUCGCAAGUAGCCUAAACAGCGCCAUGUAUCGUUCUCUCAGAAACGUCCAUCGAUUAAACAGCAGCCUCUUGGGCUUGCACAGGAGCAUAUCCAGCAAAACCUGCCGCAAGUCAGUAAGCGUCGCACUGAUCUCGACGAGGAUGGCAAGCUCAGAGUCUUACCGAAUUGAGAGGGAUACUUUCGGUGAACUGAAAGUUCCAAAUGACAAGUACUAUGGAGCCCAGACGGUCAGGUCUACUAUGAACUUCAAGAUUGGUGGAGUAACUGAACGAAUGCCUAUUCAAGUCAUCAAGGCUUUUGGCAUUCUGAAGAGGGCGGCUGCUGAAGUAAACCAGGGUUAUGGCUUGGACACCAAGAUUGCUGAUGCCAUCGUCAAAGCAGCUGAUGAGGUCAUUGCUGGUAAACUGGAUGACCACUUCCCCCUUGUGGUCUGGCAGACAGGGUCAGGAACCCAGACGAACAUGAAUGUGAAUGAAGUGAUCAGCAACAGGGCUAUCGAGAUGUUGGGUGGUAAACUGGGGAGCAAAGAUCCUGUUCACCCCAAUGACCAUGUCAACAAAAGUCAGAGCUCCAACGACACUUUCCCUACAGCUAUGCACAUUGCUGCUGCCAAAGAGGUUCACGAGGUGUUGUUGCCUGGACUGCAGACUCUCCAUGACUCCCUGGAAGGCAAGGCCAAAGAGUUCAAAGAUAUCAUUAAGAUUGGGCGCACCCAUACACAGGAUGCUGUGCCCCUCUCACUAGGCCAGGAGUUUAGUGGCUAUGUGCAGCAGGUGAAAUACAGCAUGCUACGGAUCAAGUCUGCCAUGCCAAGAGUGUAUGAGCUGGCCGCUGGAGGCACUGCCGUGGGUACUGGAUUGAACACACGCAUUGGGUUUGCGGAAAAAGUAGCUGCCAGAGUGUCUGAGCUGACAGGUUUGCCGUUUGUGACCGCACCAAAUAAGUUUGAAGCUCUUGCUGCCCAUGAUGCUCUGGUGGAGCUGAGUGGAGCGAUGAACACCGUGGCCUGCAGUCUAAUGAAGAUCGCCAAUGAUAUCCGUUUCCUUGGCUCUGGGCCUCGCUCGGGCUUAGGUGAACUCAUCCUGCCUGAAAAUGAACCAGGAAGCAGUAUUAUGCCAGGGAAAGUGAAUCCAACCCAGUGUGAGGCCAUUACUAUGGUAGCUGCUCAGGUGAUGGGAAAUAAUGUGGCUGUGACAGUGGGAGGCAGCAGUGGUCACUUUGAACUGAAUGUUUUCAAACCCAUGAUUAUUAAAAACGUACUAAACUCUGCAAAGCUGCUGGGAGAUGCUUCUGUCUCUUUCACCGAGAACUGUGUGGUUGGAAUUGAGGCAAACAGAGAAAGAAUCAACAAACUAAUGAAUGAAUCCCUGAUGCUGGUAACCGCACUGAACCCACAUAUAGGAUAUGACAAAGCUGCUAAGAUUGCAAAGACUGCUCACAAGGAAGGCUCAACACUAAAAGAAACUGCUAUCAAGCUUGGCUACCUUACAUCUGAACAGUUUGAUCAGUGGGUCAAACCCCAGGAUAUGCUGGGUCCUAAAUAAUGCAAAAAAAUCCACUUUGUACAAUUAAAUGUUAUUCUUUUUCUUGUCAGAACAUUCUAAUACUUAAUUUGUUUACAAAAUCGAUGCAUGCAAGCUAUUUCUUGUGUGUUGAUAGUUAUUAAAACUGGUGGCUCAAACUCUUUUUUUUCAAAAUUUUAAAUUAUUACAAAUAACCAAUUCAUUUACAAUACUGUAACAUAUUGAAUAUGUAGAACAUACAUAUGGAAUGUGAGAACAAAAUGUGGCUGGCAAUAUAUACAAACACCCAUACUGUGCAUCUGUUAAAAUAUAUAUAUAUAUAUAUAUAAUAUUUCCCCCAUCCACCCAAAACAUAGCAUUACCAUUAUUUUUAUAACUGGGUAAUAUGAAAAACUGUACAAUGCACUGCCAAAUGAUUCUAACCCCUGCCGUUUUAUCAAUUCUGAAACCUUUCAUUCUACACUAUAGAAAUACAAACGGUAUAAAUCAUUUUUUAUAUGUAUUUUGGAUUUCACUAGCCCUUGUAUGUUUUGGGCAAAAGAAUAAAUGAAUCAUAGGUG
Polyodon spathula (Mississippi paddlefish) is the source of this 2118-nucleotide messenger RNA. Its product is annotated as fumarate hydratase, mitochondrial-like. Gene Ontology annotation, biological process: malate metabolic process; tricarboxylic acid cycle; fumarate metabolic process. The transcript has 10 exons. Gene Ontology annotation, molecular function: fumarate hydratase activity. NCBI's taxonomy places the organism in Eukaryota, Metazoa, Chordata, Actinopteri, Acipenseriformes, Polyodontidae. The coding region runs from base 59 to 1579 and encodes 506 amino acids. The record is from RefSeq and is a predicted model, not a curated record. Gene Ontology annotation, cellular component: tricarboxylic acid cycle heteromeric enzyme complex; mitochondrion.